Cephus cinctus (wheat stem sawfly) is the source of this 897-nucleotide messenger RNA. It is a transcript of the gene mRpS9, whose product is annotated as 28S ribosomal protein S9, mitochondrial. Bases 1 to 897 code for a protein of 298 amino acids. Lineage: Eukaryota; Metazoa; Arthropoda; Insecta; Hymenoptera; Cephidae. The transcript has 9 exons. The record is from RefSeq and is a predicted model, not a curated record.
AUGGCAUUCACCGGUUCGUGUGCCAUUAUUUUAAGAUUCUCUAACUUAAAAACUGUAGUGAGAUCUGGGAGCAAUGUCAGCGCUAUUACAUCUAAUGUAACGCAUCGUUUGGCCAAUACUCGUUUAUAUGCAACAGAGCACAAUGAUCAAGCGACCAAGAAAGACACUGAGAAGUUGGAGAAACCUAUGAGUAAAGCUAUGAAGGCUUACUUGGAGCGAGCUAAGCAACAUGAUGAAUUUAUGGUAAAUCAAACUCAGGACUAUCAAAUUGGUAAAAGGCAUCUGGCCAAUAUUAUGGGAGAAGAUCCUGAUGAAUUUACUCAACGCGAUAUUGAUGCAGCAAUAGAGUAUCUGUUUCCAUCGGGUUUAUACGAUCGAAAAGCUAAGCCUAUGUUCAAGCCACCUGAGGAGAUAUUUCCAAAGAGAAAAGCAGCUGAGUUUGAUUCUUCUGGCAGGCCAUAUCAUUCAAUGUUUUAUACAUGUAAACCAAACUAUUAUCAGACACUUUAUGAUUUAGUAGAAAAGUUUAAUAGUUUGAAUGAGUUUGAGGAUCGAAUGAUUCAAAAGGGUCUUUCUCCUGAUCCAGAAAAUGCCAUUGAUUUAACUGGUUCAUUGUGGAUGCCAAAGGCAGAAAUUGAAAAAUUGAUAUUAGAAGUACUUAAUGAUCACGAAUACGCCUAUUUGGUAACCUCGCUUGAAAGAUUAGUGGAUCAUCCUUAUUCAUACACUAUUAAGCCUGAAAUUAUGCAAUAUCGCAAGACGCUUAUGUCACAAACGGCAGGACUUAUUAUCCCUCCAUUACAAUACGAUGCAAAUGGAAGGCCAUUCAUCUAUAUUGUUCAAGAAAAUCAGCAAGAGGCAAAGUCACUAUCUUCGGCAAUGGCUCAGGUCAAAUAA